Messenger RNA from Hordeum vulgare subsp. vulgare (domesticated barley), 1112 nucleotides. RefSeq lists its product as uncharacterized. Gene Ontology annotation, molecular function: translation release factor activity. Gene Ontology annotation, biological process: translational termination. The transcript has 6 exons. Gene Ontology annotation, cellular component: chloroplast. The record is from RefSeq and is a predicted model, not a curated record. Lineage: Eukaryota; Viridiplantae; Streptophyta; Magnoliopsida; Poales; Poaceae. Bases 59 to 808 code for a protein of 249 amino acids.
CGCCGCCGCAUCCAACCCAUCUUCCUUCCUUCCUCUCCUCCGCCGCUCCGGUGGCGCGAUGGCCGCGCGGGCCCUCCUCCUCCGGACAGCCGCCCGCUGCUGCUCCCCUCUCCACUCCCCGUCCGCCGCCCCGCGCCUCCACCUGAGGCUCCGCAGCAACGCCGCCGCCCCCCAGCUCCGCUUCCCCUCGCUCUCCUUCUCUGCCUCCGCCGCGUCCACCAGCUCCCACGGCCCCAGCGGCGGUGACGCCGGAGAGGGGGAGGAUGACAAGGGAGGGUACGAGAACUACCUGGGGAUGACCGACGACGAGCUCAUGGCGCAGUGCGACAUGGGCACGUUCAAGUCCUCCGGCCCCGGCGGCCAGCACCGCAACAAGCGCGAGUCCGCCGUCCGGCUCCGCCACCAUCCCACCGGCAUCGUCGCUCAGGCUGUGGAGGAUAGGUCACAACAUAAGAAUCGAUCAUCUGCUUUAUCUCGGCUUCGGACCCUGAUUGCUCUCAAAGUCAGGAGGCCGAUAAACCUUGAUAACUACACUCCUCCAGUUGAACUUCUUCAGAUAUUGCCACUGAAGUCUACUAUUCGAUCAAAGGACGUUGGCAAUCAAAUUGGCCCAAAUAACCCAAAAUUUUCACCAGGAAUGCAAGCUUUAUUAGAUCUUCUAUUUGCUGUUGAAGGUUCUGUAUCAGAGGCAGCGAAAGUUCUAGGCCUAAGCACUGGUGCCCUGUCAAGGUUAAUUCUAUCAGAUGAUUCUCUGCGAGCAGCUGCAAAUGAACUGCGAGCCUCCAAGGGACUGAAGCCACUAAGAUGAUGCCCCUUUACAAUGUUGUCAUCUUCAACUGCGCCACAGGUGCCAAGAUGUCUCAUUGUUCAUGAUUUCAUGGCAUGCCAUUGGAGCUUAUGCCCAAUUCCCUACCGCAAGAAAUGCAGAACAUACACAUGGUCUGUCUUAUACAGGGUCAUCAUCAUGCUUGCUUGUUUGUCGCACACCAUUGUAACCUUGUUGUUGUACAGUGCAAUUGUACUUUCACAUGUUGCCAUCGCUUGAUGAUGCCUUCAACAAAUUGGAUCUAUUAAAUAUAAGUUUGAGCGAUAUAACGUCUUUUGCUACCAAA